Molecule: messenger RNA, 396 nt
Organism: Camelina sativa (false flax)
Lineage: Eukaryota; Viridiplantae; Streptophyta; Magnoliopsida; Brassicales; Brassicaceae
Product: S-protein homolog 32
Source: RefSeq, a predicted model, not a curated record
AUGAAAAUUCUCACGAUCUUCCUACUUGUUUUUAGUCUUUGUAUGUUUGGCCAUGUAUCUAGCGCUGGAAUUAGGAUCGUGAACGAACUCAAAAAUAAGAAAUCCUUUUGGAUGAGAUGUUAUUCUAAAAAUGACGUACUAGGUCCAAUAAUAAUACUAAAUGGAGGGCAUUUUACAGACUAUUUCUUUCAUAAUUUAUUCGGUACGAUGCAUUUUAUGUGUAUUUUAAAACAAGGACCUGAAUUUAAACACAAUCAGAGCUUUAGAGCAUUUAAAAAGUCUAGAUUAUGGGAAUGGAGAGCAAUACAAGAUGGAAUCUAUUUAAGAAGGAUAUAUAAGGCGAGAUUUGAUGUCUCUAUAGAGAAUAUCCAUAAAGAGCAUGAUUGGAUACUUUAA